GCGCGACAAGCGACCAGCGACACCCAGCGUCCGCUACUCCCCUCCCUCUCUUCCCCCCACCACCAUGGCCCGCCGUCUGACAAAAGAGCUCGCUGAGUUUGAGAAGAACUCGCCCGAGUGGUGCACUGUCAGCGCCGUGGACGACGACCUCAUGCACUGGAACGCCAUGCUCGCAGGCCCCGAGGACUCGCCGUACUCCGGAGGCGUCUUCAACUUGGACCUGCAGUUCCCCAGCGAGUAUCCGUUCAAGGCGCCCAAGGUGCGCUUCCUCACGCGCGUGUACCACCCCAACGUCAAGUCGCAGUCUGGCGAGAUCUGCGCUGAUAUUAUCAACGAGAACUGGGGUCCGACGCUCAACGUGCUGCACUGCCUGACGGCCAUCAAGCAGAUCCUGGAGCAGCCCGACAUGGACAACCCGCUGGAGCCCGAGAUCGCCAAGCAGAUGCACGAGAACAAGGCGGACUUCGAGAAGACGGCCCAGGAGUGGACCAAGCAGUACGCGUCCUAACGUAACAACUCGAUAGACCAACAGCAAAAACAACAAAACGCAGUCAUUCCCUACGCAAUACGCAGCUAAACACAGCGCGAGCGCAGGAGAUCAACUAACGGUAACGGUAGCAGCAACUAUACCAUCAUCCUUAACGCGAAAGUUAUCAUGUUCAACUUG
This is a messenger RNA of Phytophthora sojae, 667 nucleotides long. RefSeq lists its product as hypothetical. The transcript has 4 exons. NCBI's taxonomy places the organism in Eukaryota, Oomycota, Peronosporomycetes, Peronosporales, Peronosporaceae. The record is from RefSeq and is a predicted model, not a curated record. Bases 65 to 508 code for a protein of 147 amino acids.